GGGUCGUCCUGGACCUCGGGGCGGCCGUGGUGGAGGUGGAGGCGACGGCGAUGGCCGCGGGCGCGCGCGCGGCCGCAGCGGUGCCCGCGGGAGAGGGCGAGGGCGCCGCGGGCGACGGCUACGUGCAUGAGCCGUGGCUGGAGGGCUCGGACGUCGGCUCCGAUGACGGCAUGGGCGGCGGAGACGACGUGCGCGUCGGUGCACACUUCGACGAGCGCGACGAGGCCGAGGGGUCAGACGUCGGCUCCGACGGCGCGGGCUCGGGCGUGAAUGAUUCAA
Molecule: messenger RNA, 279 nt
Organism: Prorocentrum cordatum
Lineage: Eukaryota; Dinophyceae; Prorocentrales; Prorocentraceae
Source: the annotation of a GenBank genome assembly